Molecule: messenger RNA, 1187 nt
Organism: Hordeum vulgare subsp. vulgare (domesticated barley)
Lineage: Eukaryota; Viridiplantae; Streptophyta; Magnoliopsida; Poales; Poaceae
Product: translation initiation factor IF-2-like
Exons: 3
Coding region: 377-1018 (213 amino acids)
Source: RefSeq, a predicted model, not a curated record
AGAAAGAAAGAAAGGAAGAAAGAGCUUUCGGUCUCCUCCCUCUCACCAUCCUUUUCCUCUGCACGCUCCCUCCCGGCGCCAAAGCGGCUGCAGCUCAGGAGUACACUACUAGUCAUCAUCAUCACCGCCUCCUCGUGCUCCGCCUGCGCCCCCUCCCCUCCCGCAUUUAAACCCCGCGCCAACCCCUGCCGCAUGCCGCCAUUGCUGCCGCCCACCCCUCGUCUCUGCGUGAGCCAGGAGUAGUAGCUCACCAGAGCCUCAGACCCACCCAUUACAUUACUCGUGGUACUGGAGUGUGGCGUGCCUGUGAGUGAGGCAGAGAGACAGCAGGAGGAGCAGAGAGCUACCUACUCCAGCUAGGAAGGAGCAGACGACAAUGGAGCGCAAUGGCGGCGCCCCCGCUCCCUCUCUCGCCAUCGCCGUCUGCCUUCUCUGCUGCCUCGCCUCCUCCCCCGCGGCCUACUCCGUGCCGGCCGACCCCAGGCGGCACCCUCCUUCGGCUAGCCCUGCGCGCGGUGGUCACCACCACGGCCCUGGACCGGCAGCCUCCCCGCACCGCCGCCACCACCACCGUGGCAUCUCCCCGGUGCCGGCGUCCCCGCACUAUGCACCGGCGCCGGCGCCGACCGCGGGGGCCGACGGCCUGCCGUCGCCACACCCACCGGUGCCGGUCUACACCCGCGCGCCGGAGCCGCAGACAACCACCACGCCGCACUUCGGGUUCCCGCUGGAGCCGACGGUGGGCGUCGCUGCCCGCGGCCCGUCGUCCGGAGCGCUGCCGAGGAACGGGGCCGGCGGCGACGGGUACCCGUUCAUCGGCAGCAACCCCACCGUGCCGCUGCCCACCGGCGUCACCGACACCGCCACCGUCCGCCCGCUCCCCGACACGGCCAGCAACGACGACAACCGCAAGGUGGCCGGGCGUGCCGCCGAGCCGGUCCGGGCCGGGGCCGCCAUGAUUGGCCUCGUGAUGGCCGUCCUCUCCACUACUGCCAUGCUGGUGUCCUCCUGGAGCUAGCUCAAAUCAUUGCCCUUCCCUUUGCUGCCAGUGUCAAGUGUCAACUCUUACAUUGUCUUGUGAGUAGUACGUACUAGUGGUACCUGUCUUCUGAAUGACUGUAAAUAUGAGUGAGUGUGGAUCAUCAUUUCAUCUGCCUAGUGCAAAAACUUUGGGAUCCAUUCGGAAA